CCCAUCAGUCACUCGUUCCAUCGUCUGUCGUAUUUCUUCCAUCCUCAUCCUCAUGCUCACUCUGACUGUCGUUCCUAUUGACAUCUUCCACUUCUGUCGUUACUAUCUUUGUUGUAUACACCAUCUGAGUCUUUAGAAUUACAUUCCCAGCCCAAGAGAUCAUAUCAUCGUGCCUUUCAACACUGCCUUGAUCCUCCCGUGUCAGUAAAUAUUGUGAAUACGAAAACUUUGAAACUUUGCUUUCGACUUAGAGGAUCAAAAUGGCCGACACAGAGGAGCCCCAGUUCAACACUCUAGCUGAGCGCAUUGCUGCUCUCAACAAACAAAAGAGUUUCACAGGUGCCCCAAGCCAAAGUCCCGGACCGGUUCGCAAACGACCGCCGCCUCCUCCCCCUCCUGGCCGCCCAGCCAUUGAGACCCGAAGCCAGACUGUACCAGUUGUUUCGACCACGUCAACACUAUCGCAGAGUAAUCCAGCAAUUCCUCCUCUCCCUGCGCGAAAAGCAUCGACACCACAAUUAACAGCGCAGAAUGGUCAACAUGAUGUCCAACAACGAGCCCCGCCUCCGCUCCCAAGUCGCACCCCAACUAUGCAGUCCGCUCCGUCUUUACCACCAAGGCGACCGUCAACGCAGUCUAGUCUAACAGUGCGGCGGAACUCUGGCUCGUCAGAAAGAUCGCAGAACUCGGCGAUAUCUUCGUUAUCUACGGGCAGGCCUCCAUCAUCAGUGACGAGUGUCAACUCUGAUGGAGCUGGCUAUAAGUUGCCACCUGCUUAUGAUCCUGCGAGUCUCCCCAAACUUCCUCCAUCAAGAAGAGAAAAGGAGGCAGCCGUCAGGGAGGCAGGGAAACCCAACCGUGCUCCACCGUCACCGCAGCCUCCACGGGCCAUUGAGCCUGCACCUCCAGCUCGACCUAGUCUGCCACCAAGGCUGCCUUCACGCCCAGCAAAACCACAAGCAGACGCUACACCUGAACCACAAGCGGCGCCGCAACCCAGAAAGUUGCCCCCUAGAGCGCCGGUGAACUCAAAAGCGAAGACACCCGUGAUACUUGGGUUUUCCAACAAGGACAAACCCAAGGACUCCCAGCCAGCACUGCCCACACGGCCCCCAAUCCCAGGCCGAUCGCAAUCGGGAGAUGAACCGCCGCCAGUGCCGCUCUCUUCUCGACCCUCAACCGCCCAGAUUGAAGCGUUUGAGACGCGGGCUCUCACUCCAUAUGCUCCAGUGUACGGAUGCCUAAUAUGCCGGGACUGGAGCGAUCCAGAUGCUGUAGCUGCGCAGUAUCCUCGAGAUUCUGUGCCGAGGGAUGACCCGGUGGGUUAUCUGGCUCAGGUUCUUUGUGGUCCAUUCCCCUCAUACACUGACAAAGCGCGAGCGAUCUUUACUUGGUUCCAUCACAACAUUAGUUAUGAUACCGCCGCAUUCUUUGGCAAUAAUGUAAGGCAUAUGACGGCUGAAGAUACAAUUUUUACUGGUAGAGCCGUAUGCGCAGGUUAUGCGGAAACAUACAAAGCGAUCGCCAACAGAGCUGGUCUAGAGUGUGUGGUCGUCACCGGUCACGGGAAGGGUUUUGGAUACACUCCGCUCAAGAAGGGUGAGCGUCCACCUAGAGCAGAUCCAACAGGACAUGCUUGGAACGCAGUGCGAAUCGAUGGUGGUGACUGGAAGUUACUGGACGCAUGCUGGGGUGCCGGACACGUAAGUGGGCAAAAUUACGAGCCCAAAUUCUCUCCUCUGCAAUUCACCAACGCCAAUGAGAACUUUGGCCUCAGACAUUUCCCGUCCGAAUCACGAUAUCAAUUCAGGGCGGACGGCCUACCAGUCACGUGGGAAAACUACUAUACUGGAGGAAUUGAUGGCGAGCCCCAUGGAAUGUGCUCAACCACAGCUGAAGAGGGCAUCGCUGAGUCCAGUAUAGAGCCGAAGCAGCGGCAUAUACCUAUUGACAGUGGCGAGGUUGUGCGAUUCCAAUACUCAAAGGUUUGCGAGCACUGGUCAGAAAAGAUGUGUGGCGGUAAGGAGCGGCUGGUGCUCCUCUGCCUUCCCCGAGGCGAUGGUCAGAAGGAAGAGAUGAUACCCAUGGAAACAAAUGGAUACUGGUAUUGGCUUGACGUCAAUGCGAGCGAUCUCGGGCCUCGGGGUAAGUCGGUACGACUGCUUGUUCUCACAAAGUUCGGAGACCGCGAAGACGCAAGGGGAGUCACAGGCAAAGAAUUCCUUGCCAAGUUCGGUAGAUGUGCAAUGGGUUGGUCGUACCUUGUUACAUGGGACUUGGUUUGAGGCCUCUCAUCUGAUAGUCACAUACUUGGCGUCUCCUGAUGGUACUAUAUAUUUUGCAGGUUGCAGUCUGGAAAGACUUGGCGAAUACACGCCUCGCCGUAUAAUCUCCGCCCGCAUCUCCGUACAUGAACUAGAUACCUGAUGAACACCUCCCCAGGAAAAUGGUAUGUGCCAUCUUUUAGUCCAGAUGGUGAGUUUAUGCACAGGAAAUUCGGUGCUUAAUAGCAGCAGGUGCAUAUAAUCAGUUCCUGAAUGCUAUUAUCCAAGUUGCUUCCUACGGUAUUUUGAUGAAUAUAGUAUGAGAGGGUAGCGGAAAUUCGGUGCCCAUGUUCUCAAGGAGAUGCGGUACCUUAUUGUCAUUGAUCGGGUUCUAUAAAGCACCAUAGUACUGAGGGAUUGACAGGCGACUCCUCGCGUCGAACUUGAGUCCAUACCGCGAGGGUACCUAUAGUGGAUCUUCAGGAUGCUUUAGAACCGAACGACGAGAAUUCAUGCCGAGACGGCUUUUAAAUGCAUCUUUUUCUUGGAGCUCAUCUUGGCAAUCCCCAUGACGCACACACGGGCUGUGCUCCUGUUGAUGAUAUCAGAAAUGGCCUCGUGUACAGAUUUAAGUUUAUCAUAGGUGCUUCGGUUUUGCUUGUGGUGGAAUUUGGGAAUGGCUUUGUACAUUGGUAGGGACGAGAGAACUCAUAAGAGCGACAGGUAAGACAUCAUGAGUAAUCGGCUUUUAGGGGUAGAAGAGUGACCAAAGACGGAAUACUACCCUAGCAGUCUAUCUAAAGACUAAUCCACAAGCAUCGAAUGUGAAAGACUCUACGGACUUGACGGAGUACAUAAAACGAGUUACAAUUUAUCAUAGCAUGAUCAUCUACAUUGCAAAGGCUGGCUGUCUAAGUCUUGGCAUCUAAUGAUUGCUAAUCGACUCUGAUAAGCAGU
Messenger RNA from Fusarium verticillioides 7600, 3221 nucleotides. RefSeq lists its product as hypothetical. Bases 261 to 2285 code for a protein of 674 amino acids. NCBI's taxonomy places the organism in Eukaryota, Fungi, Ascomycota, Sordariomycetes, Hypocreales, Nectriaceae. The record is from RefSeq and is a predicted model, not a curated record. The transcript has a single exon.